AUGAACUUCUCCAAUGCACAGUUUGUAUUUAACGGGACAGAACCCGCGGGAUCGAGUCACGAAUUUCAAAGUUUGCCUAUCAUGCUGAUUGGUGUUGUGAUGACAGUAACAGCGGGAAUAGGGAACUUCACAUUGUUGCUCACCAUAUACAAAAAUCCUCACAGAAAUUUAAGGUCUCCGAGCACCAGUUUGGUUAUAAAUAUGGCCAUCGCUGAUUUCAUGCUGGGAGUUUUUGCGGGAAGUCUUCUUACAGCCCACGACGCCGUGCUGUUCAUCGACAAGUCCAAGCACACAGACCGAGUUCAUACCUUAUUGACGGUCGUAAUCUUUACAGGUGUAAUGACCAUCACUGUGGGUUGCUGUAACGUGGUUGCAAUGGCGUGUGAUCGGUGGGUGGCUGUCAGAUGGGCGUUGAACUAUCGGCACGUAGUAACAGUCAGACGGAUUAAGGUGUCAAUAAUUCUCUUUUGGAUCUAUGCAGCUUUGUUUACAAGCCUCGUUUUUGUCCCAACUGUCCCGUACGUUGUAUUUGAAAUGCUUUUCUGUCACCUUCAUGUGUCGCUUCCACUUCUGGUGCUACCCUGUGGUAUACUGGAAGACGUUUAG
Porites lobata is the source of this 606-nucleotide messenger RNA. The record is from the annotation of a GenBank genome assembly. NCBI's taxonomy places the organism in Eukaryota, Metazoa, Cnidaria, Anthozoa, Scleractinia, Poritidae.